AUGAGCCUGCCUCUUUUGGAGUUCGGUGACGAUGGCUACAGCCUUUCCAUUGGCGAGCUCAACAACGUGCCGGACGAGUUCCUUGACCUCAGAAUUCGGCAUGUGUACGUCGAGUUUUUGAAUACCACCAUAACUGGCAUGACUACCGAACAAAUACAGAACGCAAAGAACCAUGCUAUCCUUAAAAUCGACUUUGAAACCGGGUAUACCUCAAACAGGAUAUCGUAUCUCGGCACUCGCCUAUCGAUGGAACCCAACUAG
Messenger RNA from Sporothrix schenckii 1099-18, 261 nucleotides. RefSeq lists its product as uncharacterized. The record is from RefSeq and is a predicted model, not a curated record. NCBI's taxonomy places the organism in Eukaryota, Fungi, Ascomycota, Sordariomycetes, Ophiostomatales, Ophiostomataceae. The coding region runs from base 1 to 261 and encodes 86 amino acids. The transcript has a single exon.